This is a messenger RNA of Phymastichus coffea, 1851 nucleotides long. RefSeq lists its product as uncharacterized. The coding region runs from base 1 to 1851 and encodes 616 amino acids. The record is from RefSeq and is a predicted model, not a curated record. NCBI's taxonomy places the organism in Eukaryota, Metazoa, Arthropoda, Insecta, Hymenoptera, Eulophidae. The transcript has 8 exons.
AUGGUGAAACGUAUUUUCAUAAUUUUCUUAUGCAUUGGAUACACUACACCAUUGCCUGCAACAAAAUUGGAAUUAAUUCCUGACAAAGUAGUUCACAAUGACACAACAAAGGUGGAAGUUGGAGCGACCCAUUCGGACAAAGUUGAGGUGACUCUACCGUACAAAAUUAUGUCUAGGGAAGAACUUAUUACAUGGGUUACUUAUGCUAUGAGAUUGAUGGCUUCGAAAAUUAACAUAACUUUGGCCGACGCAGACCCGAUGCAAACCCCACCAGAAAAAAUAGAAAAAUUGCGGAACUCAUCUGAAGCGAUUAAUCAUUUGCUUGAGAAGAUGAAUAAUGGCGAAAAGAAAGUUGUAGAAAAGGAAAAAAUGAAAACCGUAGCUAUGAGUUCCAAGCACGGACCCAUGUGUAAGCAUUUGGAAAAACAGUUAGAAAAGCUAACAUCUACGACUGAAAAGGCUAUUGACAAUAGCGCUAAUCUUCAAAAUCAGAAGUAUGACUUUCUGACACCACCUCCAAUUUCACCAAACAAUGUUGAAAAUUUAUACUCCAAAUUGAUGUCAGAUGCUCAAACAUCUUAUAGUCCUUUAUCAAAGUUCAUUCAAGAAUUGGCCUUAAUCAAUCCAUAUGAUCAUCCAGAUAAUAAGAUUUUUCGAGAUCCUAAUGUAUUCCCACCUUUCAAUAUUCAUCAUCAAAAUGCUUAUUUACCUUUACCAGUUACACCUGGCUAUAAUGAAGAUAGGCUAAAAGAAUUCUAUGAUAUGGCAAACAUGCGAAAUCAUAGUAAUCCAUUUUCGGGUAUGGUGAAUUCAUUAGGUGCAAUGCAGUUAGUGCCAAUGAGGACAAACUUCCAACAUAUGCCACCAGUGCAUAUGCCUCAAACAACUAGAACAGAAAUUGGCGAUUUGAAUUCCGGCAAUCAGGCUUAUAAACAACAAAGCCACGAUAUACCUCUCUCUCCUCACAGGCCUGUUAUAAGCUUACCAUUUGAAGCUUAUAUUACAAUAACACGAGAGACUUCAACGCCCGGCCCGACAUCCACUUUGGUACCAGUAUUGAUGUCACCACAGAAAUUAACUUCAUCUAAAUAUUCUCAGAAAAAUAGAAACAAAAAUCGUGAUAGUCAUCACGAAGCAUCUACUAGUGAUGUGCCAGACACGCUACUGCCGAACAAUCGCAAUAGAGUCUCAAAAAAUGGAAAAAAUACGAGUAAACAUACGACAAUUCAAUUUGAAGAUGAAGUCGUAACCUCGAAGACUGUAUCUGAAAAGAAAAAGAAAAAGAGUAAAAAGCAAUCAGAUAGUAAAAAACAACCAACAAUUUUCCAAUCAUUGUUGCGAAUGCUUACGUUAACAACAAAUAGAAACAGCUCAAUACCGAAUGUAGCUAAUGUUUUUGGAAAAAUAAGUAAAAAGUUACCAAAUCCAAAAGUCGUUAAGGGCACUUUGCGAGGAAAAAGGAAUGAAACAUCUCAAAGGCAGAUUGAAGAUGACGAUGAUGAAUUCAAUGAUAAUGGCGAUGGUGAUGACAAUGGCGAUGAUGACGAUAGUGGUAACGGCGGAGGUGAACGUGAUAUAUUUGAUGACGAUGAUGACAAUAGUUUCAAUGACGAUUAUGAUUAUGAUGAAGGCGGCGGAUCUUUAGGUUCAUUGGAAGAUCUGAUUCCUCUAAUUAUCCCGAUUCUCGAGGAUAUUAGUGACCCGGAAUCUGAAACCGAUUUGGUGGAAUUUUUGCAAGCAGCUGUCCCUUUACUUCAAGGACUUUCUGAGCCAGAUCCUGAAACGGGUGAGGGAGUCGACAUUGUUGGUGUCCUCUUACCAAUUUUGCAAAACUUAUCUGAGGUGACCUAA